Messenger RNA from Aspergillus lentulus, 3129 nucleotides. The record is from RefSeq and is a predicted model, not a curated record. NCBI's taxonomy places the organism in Eukaryota, Fungi, Ascomycota, Eurotiomycetes, Eurotiales, Aspergillaceae.
AUGGCGACGGCUUCGCCCUCGCCGAUAUUUUCGAGUCUGACCGGAAUCUGGAGUCUGUUGGCUCUCCGCAGCGACAUCGACGAUAUCAUCCUUGAGCUCCUAGGUCGCUUCAGCCUCGAGAAGAUCUACGCAGACGCAGACAAAGAAUCCUAUGCGGACUUGAUCUUAACCUUAAUAGUUCAGCUCAGAGUGAUAUUCUUCAUCCAGCGCCUCACGCUCCCCCCGGUCGGCAGCAUCCCUGUGGAUUGGUCACUCGGCUUCCUGGUGAGCUGGGAGGUGACGGUGCGGACGGUAGAAUUCAUCCUCCAGAUCGUCUUGGAAGCGCGCGAAGUUCUUUGGGACUCCCCACUGCGCGACGAAUAUCUCUCGCGGCUGGUGCUAUCGACCGUCCAGAUUCUUUUGCUGCACCCAAAGCCCCCGCCCAACUCUCGGCUCAGAGAUCGUCGAGACCGAUUUGCGCGAGUCCACAGGGCUCUGGAAAGAGUGUGCGACAAUUAUCCAGAUACCAGUUCAUCAUUUCUAGCAGUCUGUCGGGCAAUCGCAGACGCUCUUCGCGCCGAACCGGAUGCUCUGUCGCUUCCCCCUCGGCUGAAACAGGAAUUGCCAUCCUUGACAGGAGAUCUAUAUCCUCUGCCUGACUGCCUCUCAUCGUCCUCCGUCGCGACCAUCGUCCCCCAGCAUGGUUCUUCGCAGAGCUGGUUAUCGCAACUUCUGGGUCUGUACGACGUGUCGCAAUUUGUUCUCGGCGCGAAUAUUCAGUUUGCAGUUAAUACCAGGAAGUUCUGUGAUCCGGGGCUGGAACGAGCAUCGAAGAGCAGUCGCGAUGCCGUGCUGCAUGCUCUCAAUCGCAUCCGCCUGCCGCCCUACGUCUCCGCGGGCCAUCUCAUCCCGAUGAUCAGCGAAGAUUUUCGAAUCAUACUGCCUGAUACCCCUAGCCUUGUGCAGCACCGGCACGAUGGAAACAUGGUUGAUGCGCUGGAGGCGUUGCGAGAGCGACUGGGUCAUCGACUGAUGGUUCACCGCGUCAGUGAUGGAGCCAUGAUGCACAGUGUGUCCCAGAUAACUAAAUAUAUUGAGCUCUUGGACGACCCCGGCGACCAGUUGAGAUCUGCCAGCCCGACGUUGUACGUCGCUAACUGCCAAGAAUGCCAUUUACUCGGCUCGUCACAGGUCCGAGAAAUCGCAAACCUGACUCACCUUGACGAUGCCGGCGGCGCGUCAGGAGUUGCCCUCCCCGUUGAGGCCAAGUGUGCGUUCUGUGGCUCGGCAGUCACCAUGGUACGUGAAGUAUCGCUAGCGAGGUAUACUUGGGAGCACCUCAAGCCACUCAGCCCGAACGUCGAGGCCAUCAAUGCGGAAAGGCAUCUCCCCACGCAAUUCCUAUUGGCGCCAUCGCGGUUCGACCAGCUCCGCCGUGACUCCGGGACGGCAUCAGGACCGUCAUCCCCGCCUCCCUCUGGCUUCUCUGGCUUUCCUCAGGGGCGAACAAACGCACCGCGCGCGGAACCUUGGGUCGAUAGUCCACCCCCACUAGGUAACCGAAGGAUGAGCGAAACUCCUCCCCCGAGAACUGUCAGGCCGGCGGCCGGGGAACCUCCAUUCUCUGCAGAUUCCGUGGGAGGUUUUGAACCCCUCAGCAAAACGACCACAUUCACUCACACCAGCUCAUCAUCGAGUGCGGGCAUCCGAGCCCUCUCGCCUCCUGCUACGUUAGAUAAGUCACGGUCCAAAUGGAAGCCGAGAUUCACCUCUUCGAAAAAGGAAACAAGGGACCAUGCAGACACCAGCUCAUUGUCUUCGGCGACUCUAGAGACCCAGAAGCUGGAGGAGAUCGACUUGAAAAGCCUCUGCCGGCGAGGAAAGCAUUCGGCUGGGGGAAAGUUUGCCCAGAAUAUUAGAGUGAGUUUAUCACAGAACUCGGCAUACUCGCUGUUCUGGUCGCAGUCCUCGAUCCAGAUCUGGGAUGUCAGUACCUGUCCCCCUACCUUCAAGGAUACCAUCUCAACGGAUGGAUUCUGCAUUCUUGCGGCUGCGACAGGAACACACGUGGCCUAUAUGACAGGAGACCGAGAUCGGAAGCAGACGCUGUGGAUCCAAAGCGUGGACAGGAUGUCUGCACGUCCAGUGGAGUAUUGUGUAGGGCCCACACCCUGGUGCACAAGUAUGACCGUCUCCCCCAGCGGUAGCUUCGUAGCGGUCGGAUUCGACAAAUCGACCGUGGGAUUGUUCGCCCCUUCUGAAUGGCAGCAACCGCGGCUCCAUCGCGUGCACACCCGUUAUCACCAGGACUGUAAGGACUGCCCUCCAAUCGCCACCGUCUCCUUCUCCCUUGAUGGGCUCGUUCUGGUGUGCAGCACCCGAAGCGAACGAAACGGAAUGAUCCAAGUGUUCUUGUCCCAUUUCCCAUUCUCCGACUUUCAGGAGGUUUUACCCUGCCGGUACCGCGUCCCUCUCCAUGAGUCAGAAGAUAACGGCAUAUCGUCUGUUCUCUUUCAGCCGGGGAUGGGCGGUAAGGAGGACAUCAUCUGCAUCACAACAUGGACGCAAUCUGGCGUUCCUAUUCUCGUCCAUCCCAACGGGGGUCAUCGCACGGAGAUCCGUGUGCAGAGUUCCGCCUCAUCCAACCACAAAGGCAAACUGGGCAAUCGCAUCCAGGCUGCUGCCUUUUCACCAUCGGGAAACGAGCUCGUCCUGGCUAACGAUAAGGGCCAUGUAUACCGAGUAUCCAACUUGGGCUCUAUCCCGAUUGAGGUCCGAAGGGUUGCUACGUCCAAGGAGCUUACUACCAAGAGUGAAUCCUUUGCAUUGACGUAUGUGCACCAGACAGACGAAGACUUGAUUCUACUGUCCUGGUCAGAUUCAUCAAAAGGGAUUGGCUACGUGAAGAAAAUCCCAAUCAUAACCACAGGGGAGAUUCAGCACUCGCAGAAGUCGAACAUUGUCAAUAUCACUGUUCAUCCGAGCCAAUCAGAACUUCCCGAAUUUGAGCCACCAGAGCACAAGGCUCCUGAGAAACGUCAAGUUCUUGUAAAGCCGCCGGUAGAGCUCGAGGCUUCGGAGAUUACCCCUCCGCCGGUCCAACGGCCUUCGAGAAUGGGCCUAUUUGGAUCAUUGCACGGCAAGAAAUGA